AUGUAACAUUUUUCAUUGUUUUUAGAAUUGUCAUUUAAUAUUUUCUCUAAACAAUUUAUAUGGUUUGUAACAGUCAUUGAAACCAAAUGGCAGAAGCAAAGCAAUCUCAAGGAUGUCCUUUGGCUAUGCUUGCACAAACAUGCAGCAAGAUACAACCAUCAGAGUCGACGGAAGAUCAAACACCUACAAAAGCUAAGAAAAUUCCAAUCAAAAUUGCUCCGAAAUUCUACGCUUUGAAGAAUCAAAGCCUUGUUGGCUGUUCGCCGAAAAUUAUGGUCAAAUUGGCUACCACAGAAGCUCCAAACGUAUCUCAAUCUGCUCAUAGACCUAUAUUUACCGUUCCAUUAGCUGAUAUUGAAAAAACGCAAAGUAUUUCGCUGCAUACAGUUCCUAAUGUUGUUACAAAUGGAAACUCUUCGGAGCAACCUGCUUUAAUAGAACAGGCUCGUCCUCCUCAAAUAUUUCAAUUGGUGGAACCUAGUUCCGCUGUUGCUUUAAUUAGAAGCGACCCUUCUCAAGGACCUGUUAUAUUAGCUCCUAAAAUGACUGCAACAACUGUACCUACCGCAAAUACUAAUUAUAAUCCUCAGUUAAUGAGCAGAAAUUUGAAGCAGAUAUCUGCAAAUACUUUUAUUCCUUCUGUGCGAGAAAAUACACAGUUGAAUAUACAAGAUUCUACAGGGCCAGCCCAAAUCAAUAUAUGCACACAAGAUAAUAAUGGAUAUGGCAAUGCAAAUGCUACAAUACAAAUCAUGAUGCCCCCUAACACUCCGUUAACAAGUUUGCAAUCAAUUUUGCAACUUGCUGCUAAUGCUACAAAACAAUAUCAAUCUACUGGUAAUGAUUAUCAACAAGGACUAAAUAAUACUCAGGAUAGUGGUACCGCCGAUAGCGUUAUGGAUGAUAGUAACAUCAGUGAUAUGAUUGAUUUUGAUAGUGCAGAAAUGUCAACACCGAUACCAGAACGGCCAACGAUAGCAAGAAAAAUGCGCACCCAAUGCAGUUGUGCAAAUUGUAUAAAUCGUAGAAUAAAUCCCAAAUCUUUCACCUCAAAAAAACGCACUCACAUAUGCUCAUUUGAAAAUUGCAAUAAAGAAUUUGGUAAAACGAGUCAUCUAAGAUCACAUAUGCGUACACACACUGGUGAAAGACCAUACGCAUGUGAAAUUCCUUUUUGCAACCGAAAAUUCACACGCUCAGAUGAAUUGCUACGUCAUCAUCGAACUCAUAGUGGGUUGAAAAAAUUUGAAUGUAGUUAUUGCGAUAAAAGAUUCACUAGAAGUGAUCAUUUGAAAAAGCAUACAAAGAUUCAUACAAGAUGAAUUAUUUAUUAUCUGAAUUUCGAAUUACAACUUUUUUCAAGAAAUAAUACUUUAUCAUUGCGAUCUUUCUUAUUAUCUGCAAAUCUGUUAUUUAUGCAUCAUGAAACUCUUUCGUAUUCAUUUCAAUGGAUUCUACCCUGGAUUUUGACCCCAGAAAAUUUUUCUUACACUAUCAUUGAAAUAUUUUUGAUGCUCAUUUUAGGAGUUUUUCACCAUUUAUUUUCACAAUAUCUAAGCAUCUAACUUUGAUGAAGUAUUGGCAGCUAUUUUCUGCCCAAUGUGUCUUAGACCUUGGAGAUAAUUGUUUGGAAACUUUAACUAAUCUAAUUAUAGUACUAUUGAAGUACUAUAGUUGAAAUAUAUUUGUUCGAAGAAGUCUAGACUUCAUUCAGCCAGGCGAACUGUUAUAGAAAUUAUUUUGUAUUAUCCUGCAGCAAUACUUUUAAAUUAACUUAAAUUGAAUAGUUUUGAUUUAUAUUGUCUUUUUUCCUUUUUUUGUAGGAAGUAAAACCAAGUUUAUUUGCAAUAUAUUGGUCAGAUGUUUCAAACAGAAAUAUUAAAAAUAAUUCCUAAAAUCAAGAAUUAACUUUAUCAAAUGAAAUUUUUUGAUUUGUUUUAAACAACCCUGCCCAACCAAAGUUUGCUUUUUCUGGUUUGAUUGACUAUUCUUGGAUUUUUGAUAAAUUUAAGUUUACCGUAAGUUCUAUAAUACAUUUUUAUAUUAUUGAAUAUUUGUACAAUCACUAUUCAGAUUACUUUGACUUGAUUUUUUGUUUAGUUUUCUUGUUGCUAUUUAUACGUGAAUAUCCCUGUGACCAAAUAGUGAAGCACGACAUGAUGAAUGUUCUUAAAAACUAUAAUUUAUUUGACAGAAUAGAUAAUCAUAAAUUGGAAUUCAUGUUCUGGAAUUACGUCUCAUAUUUUGAAUUGAAUGUUUGAAAACAUCAUCUUAUUGUUAUUUGAAUUUGUGUUCCGAAUAUUAUUGUAUUCAUAUUUUGGUGUCCAAACAUAAUUACAGUGAAAUCAUAGUUAUCUUUUUUUUUCAUAAUUUUAUACAUUUCAAGCAUGUAGGGUCCUGAUAUUUAUUUCAAGAGAUAGGAAAGUUCAUAAGACGGAUUCAUCCUAUGGGGAACCAGACCAUAGUCUCGCACUCAGUCAUCGGUCCAGACUUGUGGGCUAGACAAAUGUUUCAGAUGCAUGGACAUUGUUUGUAUCAUUACAACAAAGGGUGUAAUGGCCUUGUGUUGAUGCUGAACUUCAUUAUGUUGUCAAUAUUGCCAUCAAGAGAUAGCCCCUGACCUCUUACAUGUAACCUUUGCAGGCCCAAUUCCAAGUGUGUACUGAUUUUAUAAUUUGGGUAUAAAAGCCUAUCUGAAAUGAUAGAUUGAUAGUGUAAAGCAAAUGCAAAGUAAACAUUUUUUUAAAAAUAUCAUGUACCGAAAAUAAUAUUUGGCUGGUUGCUAACACUUGUGUAAAUGUUGUUUUGCUUCAACUUAUACUGCCAAGUAUAUUUGAGAGAUUGCAGAUUUUUGUUUGAAGAUAUUUACAGUUAAUUGUAAAAUUUGUAUUUUGCUGGAUAUUUUCUCUAUUCUCAUAUUUUGUUGGUGUUUUUUACCAGAAA
Messenger RNA from Styela clava, 2943 nucleotides. RefSeq lists its product as uncharacterized. Lineage: Eukaryota; Metazoa; Chordata; Ascidiacea; Stolidobranchia; Styelidae. Gene Ontology annotation, biological process: regulation of transcription by RNA polymerase II. Gene Ontology annotation, molecular function: RNA polymerase II cis-regulatory region sequence-specific DNA binding; DNA-binding transcription factor activity, RNA polymerase II-specific. The record is from RefSeq and is a predicted model, not a curated record.